CUGUCACAGUCCAGCCGCUCGUUUUUGGUCUCAUAUUUUCAGGUACAAGACCAACUUCGAGCAACACAACUUUUUCAAGUAUCAGCACCACCCGCACUAUGGACCCUUCAACCAUCACCAGCCUUGUGAGUCGCUGCACUGCAAUCGCUCACCGGGUCGGCUGGAUACUAGUUGAUCUUAAAGACCUGGAAAAACGCUAUGUAGAUGUUGAAGUUGGCAUUACGUCGCUGACCAGCCACUUGGGUAACAUUCGGGCAAUGAUAAACAGAUUGAGUCAGCGGGUAGAGAAAGGCGCUGUUCAAACAUUCGAGUUGGAGAAGCAAUUCCGAUCUUCGUUGGAAGCCUGUGACCUCGUCAUUGAGACGAUACAGAGCCAAGUUGCUCGAGCCUUGUCAAGCGCCACCCCUGGGCUCUUCAAGUUUGGCAGAAAGCGAAAGCAUCUGUGGGAUGAAGGAACGGUGAAGGAGCAUCAGAAACAGCUUAACAGCCAGCUACAAUGCCUGAGCAUCUUCAUCCGGGCGGUCCAGCUAUCUCCGAUCGAUCAAGCGGCUGCUCUACGGAGCCAGGAUACCACUGCUAUCCUGACAGAAGCCCGCGAUGACGCUGCGGUAUUCUCUGGAAAGCCGAAAUCUAGUGCAGGUCGACCUGACUCUGCCAUUUCUAUGUCUAGUGUCUAUUUGAAUAACAAUGGGGCCGCUUCCAACCCCCAUAAGGGACCCUUGCAUGCCCUCAUGAGGACUCGCUCGACACAUCAAAGGAACCUAUCAGCAAUACCCGAGCGCUCCGUAAUUUCCGAGGUCGACGAAGAACUUCAGGACCCGAAGCCCAACGGUACCGACGGUUCAAGAAACUCAGCGGCACGGAAUCAUUUCAAACGCUGGGCCUCCUCAUCGAAAUAUCAAACGAACGAGCCUCACGCUCUUUCGGUCCGCGAAGACAACAGGCCUCAGCAGGGUGUACCACAAAAUUUCAACGACCCUGGGUUCCGAAACACUCCCUCUCCUACACCUCCAGACGAGGAAUUUGGUGUCGAUGACCUGGCAUUAUCAAGACCCUCCUCCUCGUAUACGCUCACGGAAGUCGACGGAUAACGCAUGGGUUUGACUCGCGCCACAUAAAAUUAUACCAACUUGAGAUUCCAGAUCCGAACGAUAAGGUCGAUAACAUUACACCACGCGCGCGUCUCAAGCAAUGCAUUGGAGCACCACGUACAUUCGCAGAUAAGCAGAAAAGGGCC
Messenger RNA from Mytilinidion resinicola, 1237 nucleotides. RefSeq lists its product as uncharacterized. Bases 99 to 1091 code for a protein of 330 amino acids. The transcript is spliced from 3 exons. The record is from RefSeq and is a predicted model, not a curated record. NCBI's taxonomy places the organism in Eukaryota, Fungi, Ascomycota, Dothideomycetes, Mytilinidiales, Mytilinidiaceae.